Verticillium dahliae VdLs.17 is the source of this 627-nucleotide messenger RNA. RefSeq lists its product as uncharacterized. Bases 1 to 627 code for a protein of 208 amino acids. The record is from RefSeq and is a predicted model, not a curated record. Lineage: Eukaryota; Fungi; Ascomycota; Sordariomycetes; Glomerellales; Plectosphaerellaceae. The transcript is spliced from 3 exons.
AUGGCUUCCAACCAGGCCACCGUCAGCGACGAGCUGGAGAACUGUUUCUGUCUUGCUGAUUCUCCUGGACAACUUCCCAAGUCUCCAGAGCAGUUCUUUGAGUCCCCUCAGCAGUGCCCCGAGUCUACCCAGCAGCUCCUUGAUGCUCCCCAGCUUCCUGAAGCCACCCAGUGCCUCACGCCCCCCAAGGAACCUUUCGAGGUCGCCGAGCCUAUCUGCAUCAUCACCAAAGCCGCCACCAAGACAUACCACAAGCGCCAGAAACCCGCUCGCCAGACCCGCAAGCAGAAGUUCGUCGCCGCCAACAAGCGCCACUACAAGGCCGCCCGCGAGCGCAAGAACGGCACUCGCUUCCACGUCACGCCCCUCACGACAUCUCCACCAGGCCUGAAGCAGAAGUUCCCGCCCACCUUCAACGAGGACUACGCCGUCGGUCUCUGGGACUUUGACCGCAACCCCCGCAAGCUGGGCUUCAGCAACAAGAACUGGCGCGUUUAUCUGGCCACUAUGCCCAUCAUCAAGCUCCGCAAGGAGAAGGAGGCCGAAGAAGAGGCCGAAAAGCAGCUGCAGGCCGCCGAGGAAGAGGCUAGAAAUAACGAGUUCGCUCUCACUCUUCUUUGUCUUUAG